This is a messenger RNA of Caenorhabditis elegans, 652 nucleotides long. RefSeq lists its product as uncharacterized. NCBI's taxonomy places the organism in Eukaryota, Metazoa, Nematoda, Chromadorea, Rhabditida, Rhabditidae. The transcript is spliced from 2 exons. The record is from RefSeq and is marked reviewed. Bases 59 to 598 code for a protein of 179 amino acids.
AAACUUUCAAUGAUUAUAAAUAAAUUAUUUCGAACUUUGAAUUAGAAAUUGAAUUGAAAUGGAACACAAAAAAUCAACGGAUUCGAGAUCAUGCAGCCAACUUUCAACUUCAAUGGAUAAUAUUCAACGAAAUUUGAUGCUUCUGGAAAUUGAGAAGAAUGAAAAGUCGAGCUUUGAUGACGUCAUCACGGGUGCCGAAUCGGAUAAUGGUUGGGAGGAUUGUUUGAGAGAAACUGAAAGUGUUCAAAGUCAAUGGAUCACUGAACAAUCCACCAUUGCUUAUCCAGAAACUACACGUGUCAAUUGUGAUGGUCCACAAAGUUAUUAUGAAUUGGCUGAUUUGAAUUAUAAGCCAGCAGAGAAUACUGUUCGUUUGGCUCGUGUCCCAUCACAGUACCAACUUGAUGCUUUGUCCGAGAUUUUCGUUUUCGAUGUUCCUCAACAUAUUGCCGUUAAAAAAGUUGAAGCUUCAUUUCUGCCGAAAUAUGUGAACACGAGUUCCGAGGUUGCCCAGAAUUCUGUGAACACGACGCCAUACUUUGUGAAUUCGGAGUACGUUUCUGAGAUGUUGUGCAAUGAAUACUCGGAAACUUACUAACUUUUUGUGCCUCUUGUCUUACCAAUUCUUGAGAAUGAACUAGUUUUUUAGUCG